GAUUGGGAUUGGCGAGAAAAAAGUCCAUGUGUAAAUUGCCGGAGGUGCUUUUUGGUGACAUACUGAAGGUAAUAGUGACAAAGAAAACACCAUAUUUGUUGUUGUUGUGUCAAGGUGUUUAACAAGGGUGGAUUGUCACGCAUGUGUAGAGAGAAUAUGAAAGAUAUUUGCAAUAAGUCCAUGGGUGCCUUGCCUGCUGGGAUGAACUCAAUCUAUGUUGAAAAACACUGCUCGUUCCCCAAAAAGAUUGAAAUUGCCAAUAAAAGCUAUGUUGUGGGAUGGGCAGACUGACUGUCACCAGGUAUUGAGAGAGAUCAAGCUGCUAAAAUGCCCAUGCCUCUGCGGUAGACGGGGGGUACUCCAGAGAUAGAUUCCCACCAUGGUUCCCUCUGCCAGCUGCAGUCCACGACUCCUCCCGGGUUCAUGUGGAGCUGGUGAAUGACAGGUUUAGUUCACAGCUAGGCCCAGCGGCACAUAAUUUUGGGAGCAGCAAGGUCCUGACACGGGACAGUCAAGUCCACAUCAUCUGUGGCCGUGUUUGUGGCAGCAUGACCCACGGUUACCACCAGGGACUCCAUGACCUGCUCAUCAUCUCAGAUCUGGUAGAGGACGAUAUUCUCUCUUGCAGUUCUGCGAUCUGUUGGGUCAAACACCAGCUGCUGCCACAGUCGAUUGGGGAGGUAAGUGGAGGCAUUGUCCGUUAUGCUGCGUUACAUGAUGCGUUAUUUGAAGGGUUCUUUAUGGAUGACUGCUCUGCAUGGGCAAUAGCCGCAAGGGUUAGUUGCUAGUCGCAAGCGUUAGCUGUAGCCUGCUAGCAUCAAUUUCCAACUAGGACAACUUGUGCACAAUUUUGUUAAGCCAGUAACGUUUAGUGGUCCGACUGUAUGAACUUUAGCACGAAAGUGUGUGUGGCUUUUAGUUUCGAUGGAGAAUAACAAUCAGAUCUGCAAAGGGCCGACAGCUACUCCGUGAGGAUCCGGUGCCCCACUAGUCUAUACUGCCUCUCUCAUUGUUUGUUUGUUUUUAAAUUUAAUUUCCUGAAAAGUUGUCAUUUUGGAGGUGGGGGGAGUACACCCGACAGCGACGAUAUAUAAAGUAUAGUACAUUCCAUUCUCCAAACUGGCUAUGCACCAAAUUUGGUCUCCAAUGCCGUCGAUGACGUCACACCAACACAUGGCAGCAUAUCAAUAAAAAAGGGGCGUUCCCAGGACAAUUAGUUAUUUACUGAUUGCUCCAAAUGGAUUGAUUUUAUUGGAAAUAACUGCUAGUUUCAUUUUCUUAAGCCCACUUCUCAAAUUCUUUUUUUUUAUUUUUAGUUGUUUUUUUUGCAUAAAGUGGGGAAACCACUUCAGUGUUUAGGAUCAUCAAACAGACAACCCAAAUAAACAUAAAAUGACAACCCAAGUAAACAUAAUAAUGCAAUUUUUAAAAGGUGAUUUCAUUUAUUAAGGGGAAAAAAUAUUCAAAGCAAACUGACUGCCCUUGUGUGGAAAAAGUAAUUGCCCUCUAAAUCUAAUAACUGGUUGGGCCACCCUCAGUAACAGCAGCUGAAAUCAAGCGUUUUUUGUAACUGGCAUUGAGUCACAUAUCUUCAGAGAUAUUUUAGCCCACUCUUCCUUGCAGCUUUGGCACGCCAAAGGACAUUUAUUUGUAUGCAAACUAUUUAAAAGUCAAGUCAUAAGAUGUCACCUUAACACAUUGCCUGUAGCCAUGACAAUGGCUUCAUGAUUGCGACAGUUAUUAAUGCCAAAAUAACACUGAUCCCAAAGCAUGGGAGGAUGCUGAAGGGGAGGAAGAUGAUGAAGGAGGUGGAGAAAGAGACGUAUGGUAAGAGGUUGUCUUCCAUGUUGGAUGAGAUGAAAUAAAAAGCCAAGUCGUAGAAGGGCGGGCUCAUCUCCUGUGCUCCCUGAUGAUGGAGAUCCCAGUGGAAGCCGAGCUGUGCUUCCCACGGCUCGGUAAUACUUCCUGCAGCAAAACGCAGCAUCCUCGCCCGGUCACCGCCUACAUGCUGCUGUCGGUCAUCUCUGUGAUCACUGUCACUCUGAACCUGCUGGUCAUCAUCUCCAUCUCUCACUUCAAGCAGCUGCACACCCCCACCAACCUCCUGCUGCUUUCUCUGGCCUCCUCCGACUUCUUGGUGGGUUUCCUCAUGUUGUUUCAGAUUUCCCUCCUCGGCGGUUGUUGGUUCUUUGGUGACUUGAUGUGUGUUGUGUAUUAUAUUGUGGAUCACUCUGUCACAUCCGCUUCAAUAGGAAGCAUGGUGUUCAUAUCAGUCGACCGCUAUGUCGCUAUCUGUGACCCUCUGUGUUACACCGUCAAGGUGACAAAAACUAGAGUGGAUAUCUCUGUUUAUUUAUGUUGGGCAACGUCAUUUGUCUUCCACUGUAUGUGUUUGCUAGACACUCUGAAGCAACCAGGCAGGUUCAACACCUGUGUAGGUGAGUGUGUGAUUGUAGUGGCGUACUUUGUAGGAAUCACAGACCUAUUUGUCUCCUUCAUAGGCCCCAUCACUGUGAUUUUGGUUCUGCACAUGAAAGUGUUUGCGGUGGCCGUGUCACAGGCGCGCGCCUUGCGCUCCUGCGCGGGGGGCGUCACAUUGCAAGGUUCAGCCACCAAGAAAUCUGAGCUGAAGGCAGCUAGGACCCUCGGGGUGGUGGUGGUGGUGUUUAUCGCGUGCAUCAUGCCAUAUUUCUGCAUUGUCAUCUCAGGCCAGGAUGUUCUGCUCAAUGCGUCAUCUGCAACCAUUAUCAUCUGCUUGUUCUACUUCAACUCCUGUCUGAACCCGCUGAUCUAUGCUUUUUUCUAUCCCUGGUUCAGAAAGUCCAUUAAACUCAUUGUGACACUGCAGAUUCUGAAGCCUGACUCUUGCCAGGCCAAUAUAAUAUAGAUACCAUUGCAAAUGUUUCUUUGUUGUGUGUGUAGCUGCGAAAAUGUGAGAAAAUCAGCAAAUGUGUACAAAAUAUACAGAAACUGUGCUACUGCUUCUUUUUUGUUUGUUUCAGUGCAUAUUCAGUGUCGUAAAACAACAGUUCAUCGCUCAUUUUUUUCACAUUUUCAUUUAGUCUAACAAUUACAAUCCGAGCACUGCAGUAGUCAUUACAUCCAGUAUAAGCGCAUAACCACAUUCCUCUGACUUACUGUUCAUUCAAAAUCAUAAUCAUCAUAAUUCAUCCAUAAUUUCACUACACAAAUUUUUGUUUGUUCUUCCCAAAAUGUUUAAAUGCACUGCUCCAUCUGCUUGGAAUGAAUAUGUGCACAUAUAAAAUGGUCUUUCCAGAAGUGUUUUUAUUGUUGACUGCUGAUGCUGAAAAAAAGUGUACUGUGUACCGUGUGAGAUGAGUGUCUUUCUUUUUUCCCCCUGGUUAAACCUUUA
This is a messenger RNA of Phyllopteryx taeniolatus (common seadragon), 3373 nucleotides long. Its product is annotated as trace amine-associated receptor 3-like. Lineage: Eukaryota; Metazoa; Chordata; Actinopteri; Syngnathiformes; Syngnathidae. Gene Ontology annotation, cellular component: membrane. Gene Ontology annotation, molecular function: trace-amine receptor activity. The record is from RefSeq and is a predicted model, not a curated record. Gene Ontology annotation, biological process: G protein-coupled receptor signaling pathway. Bases 1910 to 2887 code for a protein of 325 amino acids. The transcript is spliced from 2 exons.